GGCCUGCGGGCGGAGGCUGGAAAGGCCGCGAAGCCCUGCGGGGUCGAGGUACGGAGUUUGCGGGUCCGAGGCCCGGCCGGAGGUAAGAGGAGCCUCCCCGCCCGCCUGCGCGGCGGGAGGAUCACGCACCCAGAGUUCAUCUGCUCAACAUCCGCCAGGAUUGGGAAACGGAGCACUUGGACGUUCCCGGGGUCUCGCACCUAGAAAGUGCAGCCGCAGAAGUGAUCGUAACCCCAAUUUCCUGCCUCUGCUCCUCCCUAUCAAGUCUGCAGAUCUUCGGAGCGUCUGAAAGUCUAGCCUCGGACAAGCGCACAGUCGCGCUCAAUAAAUGCUCCCUUGUGAGUGAGCACGAGAAAUCGGCGGCCGAUAGAGAGGAGACUCGUGUUGAUCCUUAAGUUGGGAACACCUGAGGGCGUGAGCCCUUGUUAAAUGAACCCUUAUUGUUUAUUCUGACGCGCCAGCGUUUGUCUUCAUUUUACGGAUGAAGAAUCAGAAGCUCAGAGACGUGGAGUGACCGCCCUAAGGCCGCAUAGCGCCCCGGUGGCUAAGACUGUAUUGCAGACCUGGAGUGUCGGCUCCAAGUCAGUGCCAAGUGCAGUUACAGAAAACUGCAGGAGGGAAGAGCCUGUCAACAGCAGGCCACUGGAGGUGCCAGCUGUUUGGAACUGAAGCACUGCAGAAGGGGAAGCAUCGGGUGAGGGCUGGGCCCCUUGGGGGCUGAUGGCUGGAGGCCUGCUGAAUGUGUACUGGGUCCUGACUUUGCUCUGUGUGCUGCGAAUGGUGGAGACAGUGUCCGGGGCCAGGGCCCCAUCUGCAGGGGCCUGCGUUAGCUCCCAGUUUCCAGCCUCAGGUGUGAGCCAGACCGGCGUGGUAGACUGUCGAGAAGUGUGUGGCCGGAACGCCUCUGACCGCUGCGCCUUCGUCCGCACCAACCCUGACUGCCGCAGUGACGGGGGCUACUUAGACUACCUCGAGGGCAUCUUCUGCCACUUCCCAGCCCGCCUCCUCCCUCUGGCCAUCACCCUCUACGCUUUCUGGCUGCUUUAUCUGUUUCUGAUUCUGGGAGUCACCGCGGCGAAGUUCUUCUGCCCUAACCUGUCGGCCAUUUCCACCACACUGAAGCUUUCGCACAACGUGGCAGGUGUCACCUUCCUGGCGUUUGGGAACGGGGCCCCGGAUAUCUUCAGCGCCCUGGUGGCCUUCUCGGACCCGCGCACAGCCGGCCUGGCCUUCGGGGCCCUGUUUGGCGCGGGCGUGCUGGUCACCACCGUGGUGGCCGGCGGGAUCGCCAUCCUGCGUCCCUUCACAGCGGCCUCCAGGCCCUUCCUCAGAGACAUCGUCUUCUACAUGGCGGCCGUGCUCCUGAUCUUCACCGCGCUCUACCGCGGCAGGGUCACGCUGGCGUGGGCCCUGGGCUACCUGGGCUUCUACAUGUUCUAUGUGGUCACCGUGGUUCUCUGCACCUGGAUCUACCAGUGGCAGCGGAGGAGAUCCUUGGUCUGCUCCAUGCCAGGCACUCCAGAGAUGCUGUCAGAUUCCGAGGAGGAACGGGUGUCUUCUAACACCAACAGCUAUGACUAUGGUGAGGAGUACCGGCCACUGCUCCUGUACCCGGAGACCACGGCCCAGAUCCUGGUGCAGGCCCUCAACCCCCUGGAUUACAGGAAGUGGAGGACCAAGCCCGUGUACUGGAGGGUCCUCAAGGUGUUCAAGCUGCCCGUGGAGUUCCUGCUGCUCCUCACCGUCCCCGUCAUGGACCCCGACAAGGAGGACAGGAACUGGAAGCGGCCCCUCAACUGCCUGCACCUGGUCAUCAGCCCCCUGUUCCUGACCCUGACCCUGCAGUCGGGGGCCUAUGGCGUCUAUGAGAUAGGUGGCCUCUUUCCCGUCUGGGCUGUGGUGGUGAUUGCGGGCACGGCCUUGGCUGCAGUGACCUUUUUUGCCACGUCCAACAGCGAGCCCCCCAGGUUUCACUGGCUCUUUGCUUUCCUGGGCUUCCUGACCAGUGCCCUGUGGAUCAACGCAGCUGCCACAGAGGUGGUGAACAUCCUCCGGUCCCUGGGCGUGGUCUUCCGGCUGAGCAACACCGUCCUGGGGCUCACGCUGCUGGCCUGGGGGAACAGCAUUGGAGAUGUCUUCUCAGAUUUCACGCUGGCCCGCCAGGGCUACCCGAGGAUGGCAUUCUCGGCCUGCUUCGGUGGCAUCAUCUUCAAUAUGCUGGUGGGAGUGGGGCUGGGCUGCCUGCUCCACAUCUCCAGGGGCCACAUGGAGGUGAAGCUGGAGCCGGACGGACUGUUGGUGUGGGUCUUGGCCGGCACCCUGGGCCUCAGCCUCGUCUGUUCCUUGGUCUUGGUCCCGCUGCGGUGCUUCCAGCUGAGCCGACUUUACGGCUGCUGCCUGCUCCUCCUCUACCUGACCUUCCUCCUGGUGGCCUUGCUCACUGAAUUUGGAGUGAUUCACUUGAAAACUGUGUGAGUGAAGCUGCGUCAGGGUCCGCCUGGUGGUCGGGAGGUGUCACUGCAGGCCGUGAGACGGAGGAUGAAGUGCCUUCUGCAGAACCCCGCGUGCGCGGCCCUGACUGUGAAUGGUGGGGUGGGCUCAUGGGGGCCACACACUCUGCCAAGAUUCCAGGUCACUGCAAUGUGCAGUGAGGACAGUCAAACCUCAUUUCUGGGACUGUGGCGAUGGGGCUUCCCUGUGGACAGAGUCCCAGGCAGCAGGUGGAAGACUUCCUUGCAUUACCUCCAGAGCCUCUUUUGAAGGUUGGGGUCUGGGUGGAAGGGGAAGCCUGGGUGCCUUCCAGGCUGGUUUGGGAAGACCCCAAAGAGUUCAGGGCUGGAGGCGGUUAGUCACCCCUUGCUGCCUUCCUGCAAUGUGUCUCAGGGCUCAGAGGGCUGCCAAACCAGGGUUUAGGGAAUCAGGGUGACUCGGACCUGGCAGAUAGCCCAUGUCGGGUCAGCACAGAAAGUGUUCUGAGUUUUGGAGCUGCACCGUCCAGCAGAAAUAGGAGACAUGACCCUAAUUGUGAAUUUCUGAGUCGCCAUGCUAAUAAAGCCAAAAGAAAAAGGUGAAAUUAAUCACAAUACAUAUUGCUCCACAAUGGCAGCCGGUGGCAAUGGCCCAUCAGCGGCUCCGUAUUGGAUGGUGCAGCUCCAGGCUCUGCCUCUAGAACUGUCUGCCGGCUUCAGAGGUUUCCCUAUCUGCGAAACAGGAGUCAGUUUGACAGCGCCCUGUGCCUACCUCAGGGGGAGCCCUGGGCUGGGGUUCCCCUGCCUGCAAGCUCUGGGAGGGUGGUGAGCACUCCCGGGUGCCUUCCUGCUGGCAGCCAGUGACCCCUUUUUUAAUAAGCCACUUUUCUGUUUGCUCGAUGCCUUAGGCCAGCAGUAAAGGGAUUCAACUGUCUUUUCUUCCAAUGAACAUAAUUAUUAAAUAUUUCAAGGAUACAGACAAUAACGUA
Molecule: messenger RNA, 3457 nt
Organism: Odocoileus virginianus texanus
Lineage: Eukaryota; Metazoa; Chordata; Mammalia; Artiodactyla; Cervidae
Source: RefSeq, a predicted model, not a curated record